UGCUGCCGACGCAAACUGUUAAGCGCUCCUUCAUCAUGGCCGCUGUGAAAGAAAUUCCGGACGUAUCAGGCUUUCGGGCAGCAAUUAAAGAGAAUGUGGGGAAGUUGAGUGUAGUUCACUUCGCUGCAACAUGGGCUCCACAGUGUACCCAGAUGGACGAAGUUAUGGUGGAGUUGGCAAAGGAUCAACAAAAUUCAACAGUCAGCUUUAUCAAGGUGGAGGCAGAGGAUGUUCCUGAGAUCUCUGAGGAGUUUGAGAUUUCUGCUGUUCCAACAUUCAUUUUCAUCAGGAAUGGGAAAAAGGUAGACAGACUGGAUGGGGCGAAUGCGGCUGAGCUGACAAAGAAGGUUAAACUGCUUGGCUCACAGACUGGGGUUGAUGUGCCCCAAAUUCCAGACGCACCAAAAGAGGACCUGAAUGCUAAGCUGAAGAGAUUGAUCAAUGCUGAAGAUGUCAUGUUAUUCAUGAAGGGCAUUCCAGCUGAACCAAGAUGCGGAUUCAGUAAGCAGAUCAUACAGAUCUUGAAUGAAAACAAUGUCAAGUACGGCUCCUUCAACAUUCUAGCUGAUGAAGAAGUUAGACAAGGCCUGAAGACAUUCUCUAACUGGCCAACGUACCCGCAACUGUACAGCAAGGGGGAGUUACUUGGCGGACUAGAUAUCGUCAAGGAGCUGGCUGAGAGUGGCGAACUAAAGUUGCAGCUACCGCAGCAACAGUCACUUGAUGACAGGUUGAAGGGCCUCAUCAACCAAGCUCCAGUGAUGUUGUUUAUGAAGGGAGACCGGGCCGCACCUAGAUGUGGUUUCAGCAAACAGACCAUUGCCAUAUUGAAUGAAUCAGGUGUAGAGUACAGCACAUUUGACAUACUGGGAGAUGAUGAAGUACGCCAAGGCCUGAAGACUUUCUCCAACUGGCCCACAUAUCCCCAGUUGUAUGUGAAGGGGGAGCUGGUCGGGGGGCUGGAUAUUAUCAAGGAACUGCAAGAGUCAAAAGAAUUAGUGAACAUUCUGAAGAACGGACAAUGAGAUAUACAAGACAGAGCAUGUAAUUGUAUAUAACCAGUGUCAUAUCGGCAUUCGUGUUUGCUGGUGAGAACAAAAAUAUUAAAGGCUGCAUUCAAAAUAUCUGCUUAUUCAUAGAUAAACAUUUUUUUUCAAAUUCAUAUUUUAAAAUAAACUGUUUUCUUGCUCUUAAGAACUAAAGCGUUUCUUCAAAUUGUUAAAAAUAAUUGUAUUGUGGCCAUAUUUUUUAAGUCUGGUAUUAUUUCUUACUGUUAAUUUCUAUGAUGUUUUUUAAUUGUGAGAAGUGCUUAUAUUUAUAUAAAGGAUUAUAAAAAAGUAUUCCCAAUUUGAAAUGUCUUUCUGUGUUUUCUUCUAUUAAAAUUAAUCAAAAAGAAAAUAAGAAGUUUUUGAGAUGUCCAUAUGAAUUGUUUACGGGAAUAAAUGUUAAGUUUA
Mya arenaria is the source of this 1454-nucleotide messenger RNA. RefSeq names its product glutaredoxin-3-like. The transcript has 10 exons. Lineage: Eukaryota; Metazoa; Mollusca; Bivalvia; Myida; Myidae. The record is from RefSeq and is a predicted model, not a curated record. Bases 36 to 1025 code for a protein of 329 amino acids.